Formica exsecta is the source of this 1802-nucleotide messenger RNA. RefSeq names its product FUN14 domain-containing protein 2. Gene Ontology annotation, biological process: autophagy of mitochondrion. NCBI's taxonomy places the organism in Eukaryota, Metazoa, Arthropoda, Insecta, Hymenoptera, Formicidae. The record is from RefSeq and is a predicted model, not a curated record. Bases 182 to 673 code for a protein of 163 amino acids. Gene Ontology annotation, cellular component: mitochondrial outer membrane. The transcript has 5 exons.
UUCUCGAAAUUAUCACAAGACAUUUACGUCAAUUUACGUUCGAUCUGACAGACCGGACUGUCGCACUGUCGCGUCUAACUGGCUCCGAGAGCAUUUUUGCCGAAGAGGUGAGUCGCGUUGAGAUAUCGUACGUUUUUAAUUAAAAUACCGAUGUGUAUCGCCUAAAGGGUGCUCAAUAAUCAUGCCGAUCAAGAAUGUCUUUCGCUCAGGAAUGAGAAAACUCGUCAAACGCACCAAGAUGAGUAUACCUGCAGUUAAAAAAAGUAAAGAAGAUGCGAACAAAGAAGCUUACAGUAUAGAUGCCUCAAAGGAAGCGAGAUCUAUGUUAGAGAAGAUCAUGGGUGAUGUGAGCAAGUCAUCAGCGACUAAACAGAUUCUCAUUGGUACCACAUCGGGAUGGGUAACUGGAUUUGUCACCAUGAAGGUUGAGAAGAUAGCAGCCUGUGCAGUUGGUGGUGGGAUUAUCAUGUUGCAAAUAGCCGCACACCAGGGUUAUAUUAAGAUUAAUUGGGACAAGAUUACGAGAAAAGCUGAAAAAAUAACGGAUAAGAUGGAAGAAAAGAUAACCGGCGAGGGACCAAAAUUCAUGGAUAAGGUAGGGAAACUAUGGAAGAAGAACUCAUUCAUUGCAACAAGUUUUCUCGGUGGUUUCAUUAUCGGUCUAUCUUGGUGAAGUAAAGAACAAUAACUUUGAAGUUUUGUGCAAAAAUGUCGAAAGAUACGUCGAUAGAAAGCUGGACAAAGCCGAGCAAUUGCUGAAACAAGGAGAGAAACGUACGCGGCGUUGGUACCACGCUUUCAUAGGCGAGGACGAUAUCUUCCAACCAAAGGAGAUCCACUUCUUUCUAGUUUCGUUCGUGGCGGGAGUCGCGCUUGGUAUCGCUACGGCUAACUAGGUAGUAAAUUGCUGCACUCUGAAUGCUACCAAGAGAAAGAUUGAUAUUUCUGUCGCACCAAAAGACAGCCACUCCAUCAUUGUCGAUCACGACGACAUCGUCGACGAGUACAAUAACACUAUCAUGAACGAGGUGAGAAACAAAAUCAAUGAACUGAAGAAAUGGGUGGCGCGAACUACGCUUAAUCCUAGAUAAGUAGAUUUAUUUUUUAGUCUGUCAGUUGACACUAGCGAUGAGUAAAACUCGCUCGUGUACAAUAGAAUUGCUUCUAAUUUUACGCACAACUGUGUUUAAGAUUUUUGUAUAGAUGGAAAAUGUAUUACAAAAUACAGAUCUUCAUCUGUGAACAAAAUUAAUAAGUAUAAAUAGAGUGAAUUUUACUCAUUGCUUUCAAUAAUCUCUUUCUAGAAUGAAUACAUCAAACAAAUGAAAGUCACUAAUAUUUUUUUCACUGAAAUUAUAUAAAAAGAAUUACUUAUUUGAAAUUUGAUAGACAUUGCUAAUUAUUUACUUCAUAUGUUCUAUUUUGUGAAUUCGCAAAAAUGGGGAUAUUUCUUAUAAACCAAAAUUUUGAAAUCUUGAUCAAUUUUACUGUUUCCAUUUGCACACAAGACAUGUGCGAAUACAGAAGUAUAGAUGAUGUGUGUGUAUAAAACAAUAAAGAGAUUUCUUGUUCGUUCAGAAUGCAGCAAGAAAUUAGUCAUCUUAGGAGAUAUAAACCUAUUGUUAGUAUUAUAUUAUAUACUAUACCUGUCUUAUUAUUGUAAAGAAUCGCGACUCUUUCUUUUCCUGUUAUUUAUACACUUAAUCGAUCUACAUUUCCAUCGCGUUGUUUAUAUAUACUCUUUCUUAUACAAAUAUCUUAGUACAUAUGUACCACAUCUCAAAUAAAAAUUAUUUAACGAU